AUUGUCCCGAUCCAUCCCCGAUUUCAUUCUUUCGAAAUAUAUUUCCAACCGAGCAACUGAAAAAUAUCGAAAUAUACAUAAUUUGGCUUUUAAUGAAGCUGAUAAUCAGGAAGUGAAGGAUAAACUCAAAAAAAUGAAAGAAACAAUAGAUGAAGCGAGGAUACUAAAGGAUUGGGAUACGUGGAUGCAAGAAAAAGCAGCAGUAUCUUUGGCUAAAACAUCAACAGACCUCGGAAAAGGUCAUAAUCAUAAUGCUCAAGAACAUAAACAACAGCCGAUAACCGAACAGAAUGUCGUUUCAGCACUUUCUUCGGUAGAAACAACCAUUUGCGGAGCAGUUGCGGGAAUGGUAUCGAGAUUUGUUGCUUCUCCAUUAGAUGUUGUGAAAAUUCGUUUACAGCUUCAACCGGGAAGACCAAUCAAUCCUAUAAUGUUAGGAAAAUUGUCAAACCAGUCUACUUAUAAUUCUAACAGUGUUGCAAGGAAGUAUAAUGGAAUGUUUCACGCAAUUAAAUUAAUUGUUCGAGAAGAAGGCAUUCAGGGAUUAUGGAAGGGUAAUCUUGCUGCAGAAUAUUUAUAUUUGACAUACGGUGCUAUUCAAUUUUUAACUUAUCAACGAAUGCAAAAUUUUUUCAACCAUUUUUAUCUGAACGAACAUGGGAAACCUAUCAUAAAUGUAACAUUACAACCGUUUUUCAGUGGAGCUAUAUGUGGAACAACUGCAACUGUCGUUACAUAUCCUUUCGAUCUGUUAAGGACACGUUUAGCAGCACAGGGUGAAAAGAGGACAUAUACAGGAUUAAAUCAUGCGGUACAGCAAAUUUAUACAAAAGAGGGAUAUAGUGGGUUCUAUAGAGGAGUUACUGCGUCGGUUGUCCAAAUUAUUCCUUAUAUGGGAUUAAUGUUUGGAAGUUAUGAAUUCUUAAAGAAAUCAUUUAGAAAGAUGGAGGAUAAGAAUAUUUGGUUUCAUAAUUUAAGAGGUGCAGAAGAUUUACUCAGCGGAGCAACUUCGGGAAUAGUGAGCAAAGCUGGUGUAUUUCCACUCGAUUUAAUAAGGAAAAGAUUACAAGUACAAGGUCCAAAUAGAACAAAUUAUGUUAUAUCAAAUGUCCCAUUAUAUUCUACUUCCAUUGUUGUUUGUAUUAGACAAAUAUUAAGACAUGAUGGAUUUUUUGGUUUAUAUAAAGGUCUUACACCUGCUUUAAUUAAAUCUGCUCCUGUUAGUGCCGUGACAUUUUUUGUUUAUGGACAAACAAAAAAGCUUAUAGAAAAAUUUCAUUCUCCAAAAGAUAUAUGA
This is a messenger RNA of Funneliformis caledonium, 1297 nucleotides long. Lineage: Eukaryota; Fungi; Glomeromycota; Glomeromycetes; Glomerales; Glomeraceae. The record is from the annotation of a GenBank genome assembly.